Messenger RNA from Drosophila arizonae, 893 nucleotides. RefSeq lists its product as uncharacterized. Gene Ontology annotation, cellular component: mitochondrion. The record is from RefSeq and is a predicted model, not a curated record. NCBI's taxonomy places the organism in Eukaryota, Metazoa, Arthropoda, Insecta, Diptera, Drosophilidae. Gene Ontology annotation, molecular function: zinc ion binding; protein-folding chaperone binding. Gene Ontology annotation, biological process: protein folding; protein stabilization; protein import into mitochondrial matrix.
GCAAACUGCGUCGUUUGUUUAUGAUAAUAAUAACUUAGUAUCAUCUAAAUAACUCACACGCGCAGAUCGGCAGUGUGUUUGGCAUCGAAUGACCUAUAUCCAUAUCCGUAUCCAUCAUAACCGUGAAUAUGCCGAUGUAAAAUGAACGCAUUGCGCAAUAUUUUUACGUCGCGUACCCUCAACUAUCUACGCCAGAAUGGACAGAAUGCGAUCCUCAAUGCCACACAACAGGGACCAGUGGCGCUGUCCGAUGCCGAUGCGGACAAACCGCUGAAUGAAGUCCAACGAUCGACGCUAUCCAUUCCGCGUUCCAUCCUCGACGCCUGUCGCUUUACGGCCAAGCCGUUCGAGAUUACGGGCAGUGUCGCUGGAGCCAAGCCAAAGGGCUCCUUAUCGCCGACAACGUUGAAACGCUUCCGGCGUAUGCAACGACGCAUGGAGAUCGUGUACCUCUGCAAGUUGUGCAACACACGCAACACGAAGACCAUCAGCGAGGAGGCCUACAACAGUGGCGUGGUCAUACUCCAGUGCGAUGGCUGUGCCGUCGAUCACUUGAUCAAGGACAAUCUGGGCCUCUUCUCCAAUAGGGAUGGCAGCAGCAGCGCCAGCGGAGGCAGCUGGAAUAUCGAUGAGAUCCUAUCGAAUCGCCAGGAGAAAGUGCGCAUCAUCAAAGUGAAUGAGCAUGGUGAACUAAUCUAGUUCUAGUCAGGACAGCGAUGCAGAGUCAUCGUGUCGUCAACACUUUUGGAACAUGAAGGAGAAGAAAAAUAACCGAAGAACCAACUUAAGCCUCAAUUUUUUGACUUGUUAUGUUUUGUUGUAUACAUUAUGAGAGCCGACGGCUAAAUAUAAUUUGUUAUCGCGGGUCAAACCAGCCAUGAGUAACUCAAAUA